GACGGACAUCAACAUCUCUAUCUAGUAUUAACUAACAGAGGGGUAAAAUCGGAAGAGAUCGGAAAGGAUGAGCACCGGCGCGACGCAGGGACCGCACUCGCUCGCCUUCAGGGUGAUGCGACUCUGCAAGCCUUCCUUCCACGUCGACCCACCCCUCCGCAUUGACCCUUUCGAUCUUCUCGCCGGCGAGGACUUCUCCGACGAUCCCACUUCCGCCUCCUUGCUCCGACGCCAUUUGUCUUCUGCGGAGGGCGUCGACUCCGAUCUGAGUUACCGCAACAGAUUCCUCAUAAACCACCCAACGGAUCCAAUCGGUCUCUCAGGUCUUCUGCUUCUGCCGCAGUCAUUCGGGGCGAUCUAUCUGGGAGAGACGUUCUGUAGCUAUAUAAGCGUCAACAACAGCUCCACUUCCGAAGUUAGGGAUGUUACCAUCAAGGCAGAGAUUCAGACAGAGAGGCAGAGGAUUCUUCUGCUCGAUACGUCCAAGUCUCCGGUUGAAUCCAUACGCACUGGUGGCCGCUAUGACUUCAUUGUGGAACACGAUGUUAAAGAGCUUGGAGCUCACACGUUGGUUUGCUCUGCCUUGUACAAUGAUGCUGAUGGUGAGCGUAAAUAUCUUCCCCAGUUCUUCAAGUUUGUCGUUGCUAACCCACUCUCUGUCAGGACCAAGGUUCGAGUUGUAAAGGAGACUACGUUUCUAGAGGCUUGCAUUGAGAACCAUACAAAAGCAAACCUCUUCAUGGACCAAGUUGAUUUUGAACCUGCCAAGCAAUGGACUGCUCUCAGAUUACAUGACCCUUCCUCACAACAUCCCCCAUCCAGUGAUCUUGGUGGAAUAAUUCCUAAUCCGCCAGUUAUAAUCCGAUCUGGUGGGGGCAUCCACAACUAUCUCUAUAAGUUAGUCCCAUCUGCUGAUGUUUCUGGCCAAACCAAAUUCCAGGGAAGUAGUAUUCUCGGUAAAUUUCAGAUUACAUGGCGCACAAAUUUGGGUGAACCUGGUCGCUUACAGACCCAACAAAUUCUUGGCGCUCCAGUCAGCCGCAAAGAGAUUAAUAUGAGAGUUGUGGAGGUUCCAACUACUAUACACUUGAAUAGACCUUUUUCGGCAUCCUUGAAUCUCACAAACCAAACUGAUAGGCAGUUGGGACCCUUCGAGGUUUCACUGUCGCAAGAUGAAUCACAGAUGGAGAAGCCGGUUGCCAUUAACGGUCUCCAGAAACUGAAAGUCACACCGUUGAAACUCUUGCAGAUGUUACCAAGGCUUGAGGCAUUUGGCUCCAGUGAUUUCCAAUUGAACCUGAUCGCCUCCAAACUGGGAGUCCAGAAAAUAGGUGGGAUCACAGCCUUGGACACAAGAGAGAAGAAAACCUACGAGCUUGUUCCAGAGAUGGAGAUAUUUGUAGAGUCGGAUUAGUAAUCUUCCGAGUGAUUGUUAUUCCUCCAAAGGUCUUGUAAUUGCAACACAUGUGUGUCGUUCAAGUUUUUUUUGACGAUUAGUUUAAAAUAAAUUUGGUUUGGUUAUGCGCUUUUUAGAUGCAGAAAAAAAAGAAGUAAAGGGCUACUAACAUAUUGCAUCUUGUUGCGGAUUAUUUGCUUUUUUUUUCUUAAAAGUUGAUUGUUGGUUGUAAUUUGUUAAUCAUGUAUGCAGCACCCAAUGAAGGAUCAAUCUACAGACAUGAAAAAGAUGUAUUGGUUUUUUUU
Messenger RNA from Brassica oleracea var. oleracea, 1701 nucleotides. RefSeq names its product trafficking protein particle complex subunit 13. Lineage: Eukaryota; Viridiplantae; Streptophyta; Magnoliopsida; Brassicales; Brassicaceae. The transcript has 9 exons. The record is from RefSeq and is a predicted model, not a curated record. The coding region runs from base 68 to 1414 and encodes 448 amino acids. Gene Ontology annotation, cellular component: TRAPPIII protein complex.